UUUAGAAAAUCGUGACCACAUAUCGCCAUUGACAUGACGUUAACCUGAAGAGAUCUGUACUUGUUCACCAUUUUCAAACAAAAUAAGGCAAGGCGAUGGACGUCAUUUACAUUUUGAUCUAUCUGACGCUGGUCGGCUCGCAAAGUGUCGAAGCACUGGAAUGUUUCGACUGUGCAGACAUCGAUGAUAUAGAUGACUGUCUCAAUACCACCCAUUGCAGCGUCGGACAGUCGUGUUACCAGGAUUUGAAACAGACUGAAAACUCUCCACGGUAUACCCUAGGUUGCACUGAUAAUCAGGUGUGUGGACACCUAUCUAAUGAGUUUGUAGGACGGGACCUUACCGAGCGUCAAACUCAGGACUGUCAUGAAUGUUGUAGCACAGCUAAUUGUAAUAAGCAUCUUUGUGAACAUUUAAAACCUUCCGCAUGUAUUGAUGAUGUCAAUGCGGACUGUGCUUGGCUAAACACGAUUGUCAAUAUAUGUGAGGACAUUCAGCAUGCAAAAACGGUCUGUGCAAAGUUUUGUGGCCUCUGUCAUUUAGUUGACGGAAAUUGGGCUGACUGGUCCCCGUGGUCUACUUGUGAUGUAACCUGUCAGAAUGGUACCCAAACUAGGACACGUACAUGUACGAACCCAGCACCUGCUUAUGGCGGCUUGGACUGUGUCGGAAAUAGUACAGAUUUUAAAAUAUGCUACACAGGGAAACUUUGUCCAGUUCACGGCGGAUGGAGCGGCUGGGGCCAGUGGGAAUCGUGUCCUGUCACAUGUGGCACGGGAAUCGAAACACGACACCGAAGUUGUUCAAAUCCCUAUCCUGAUAGAGUCGGGGAUCAUUGCUUUGGUGAGGGAAUGGAUGUAAGGCUGUGUAUGCCUGGCCCAUGCGCAAAUGGGGGAUGGUCCGGCUGGGGAACAUGGAGUUCAUGUAGUUUGACAUGCGGAGGAGGACUCAAAUCACGAUCACGAAAUUGUACUAAUCCACGUCCUUCACUGGCUGGCAGGCCAUGCUACGGUGAUCCAUCACAUGUUACUUCUUGCAACAGCAAUCCUUGCCCAACCCCAUCCGUUUCUUUCCGAAGUAAAGGAUUGAACUGA
This is a messenger RNA of Mercenaria mercenaria, 1094 nucleotides long. RefSeq names its product thrombospondin-2-like. Lineage: Eukaryota; Metazoa; Mollusca; Bivalvia; Venerida; Veneridae. The transcript has 10 exons. The record is from RefSeq and is a predicted model, not a curated record. Bases 96 to 1094 code for a protein of 332 amino acids.